Fraxinus pennsylvanica is the source of this 582-nucleotide messenger RNA. The record is from the annotation of a GenBank genome assembly. NCBI's taxonomy places the organism in Eukaryota, Viridiplantae, Streptophyta, Magnoliopsida, Lamiales, Oleaceae.
AUGGUACCAAAGAUUUGGUGUUGUGGUGAGGCGAACCAAAGACCUGGUCUCUGGUGUAGAAGGGACCAAACUAAAGAUCUGGAGUCUAGUUUCCCCAGCAAACCGCAUGAUGCCUCUAGUGUUGACGUCUUGGUGUUGGGGAUUGGAGCCGAUGGCUUUGAUGAUUUGUAUCUUGGUGUUGUCUCUCCGCCAUUUCAAUCAUUUGACGAUGAAUUUUGGAAGCUUAAUAAUGACAAAUCUCAAGAUUCAGAGCUUAUUGAACCUAAGAAGAAAAGAGAGUACGUGUUUCCUCAAGGUUCAAUUCUAGGCCCCUCUACAGUAGAUUCUAAAGAAAUUCAGCUUGUCCAGAAUCUUCCGUCCUCUGCUGAAAAAGUAGGCGAGAAGCAGUGUGAUCGUGUGAUGAAACGUGUGCGUGAGUGUGACAGAACGAGUUCCAGUGAAGGAACUCAUGUUCAGAGAUUAGUCUUUUAUUUCAGAGAAGCUUUUUAUGAGAAGAUUGAUAGAGAAACUGGAAGAAUUACUCCCAAGGGUUUAGGAAAGAAGUCUGAAGAUCCUCUAGAGGCAUUGAAGUGUCAAGAUUAG